Molecule: messenger RNA, 3171 nt
Organism: Megalobrama amblycephala (Wuchang bream)
Lineage: Eukaryota; Metazoa; Chordata; Actinopteri; Cypriniformes; Xenocyprididae
Gene: six4b
Product: SIX homeobox 4b
Exons: 3
Coding region: 115-1947 (610 amino acids)
Biological process (GO): regulation of transcription by RNA polymerase II
Cellular component (GO): nucleus; transcription regulator complex
Molecular function (GO): RNA polymerase II cis-regulatory region sequence-specific DNA binding; DNA-binding transcription factor activity, RNA polymerase II-specific
Source: RefSeq, a predicted model, not a curated record
GUGGGCUGUGGAGUUAAACUUGUAGUGGAACGGGGGACGCCAGAUCUUAUCCACACCACACAGCGGCCAGAUACCUGAUCGUGCUUGGAUGGAGGGGCGAAACCCGAUCGCCUGAUGUGCUGCCUGAAACCCAGAGGAGUGACUUAUCAGGACGCGUUCAAAAUGUCUUCUUCCUCAAGCGAGGUCAUUAGUGCCGAUGAGAUCAAGAGGGAGAAUCGUGGGAGUGUCAAGCUGUCAGUGCUGGACCCCGCGGAGUUGCCGAUGGAGAAUGCCGAACUUUUGGACUGCUCGCCGGCCUCCCUGGCCUUUUCCCCCGAGCAGGUCGCGUGCGUUUGCGAAGCGCUGCUGCAGGGAGGGAACGUGGAGCGCCUGGCCAGGUUUCUCUGGUCACUGCCGCAAAGUGACCUGCUGCAGGGGAACGAGAGCAUCCUGAAAGCUCAAGCGAUAGUCGCGUUUCACCAGGCCCGCUACCAAGAGCUCUACUGCAUUUUGGAGAACCACAGUUUCAGUCCGUCAAAUCACUCGUCUCUGCAGGAUAUGUGGUACAAGGCACGCUACACCGAGGCGGAGAAGGCGCGGGGCAGACCGCUGGGUGCCGUGGACAAGUAUCGCUUACGCAGGAAAUAUCCAUUGCCUCGGACAAUUUGGGACGGAGAGGAGACCGUGUAUUGUUUCAAAGAGAGGUCUAGGAACGCGCUGAAGGAAAUGUACAAGCGGAACCGGUACCCGUCUCCAGCCGAGAAACGAAAUCUGGCUAAAAUGACAGGACUUUCUUUGACGCAGGUCAGCAACUGGUUCAAAAACAGGAGGCAGAGAGACAGAAAUCCAUCCGAGGCGCAGUCAAAAAGCGAGUCAGAUGGAAAUCACAGUACAGAAGAUGAGUCCAGUAAAGGCCAGGAGGACUUGUCACCACGUCCCCUCUCCAGCGGCUCUUCUAGCUCAGUCGCACAUGGAACAGCCCCCCCUACAGUUUACUCAGAUGGAGGAACAACCGUCAUCCAACAAAUUGGAGACGUCAAGAUGCCCUCACACGCAGCUGGAGGAAUGAGUUUUAAUGGUGACUUAGCGAACGUGAAUGCUCACUACAUCAAUGGUGGAGGCUACGUUCAAUCACAUAAUGCUCUCCUAAAUGGACUUGGCACCACAAGUGGCCAUUUCUUGACCUUUGAUCCCCAGAGGGUCUCCCAUCAUGGUCAGGAGAGGGUAUUAGGUGGGUCUUCUGUGUCUUAUGCUCCGUUCUCAAUGGAACCUGCCUCUGGAAAGCUAGAUGCCAUGCAGACUCUAGUUUCCAAUGCUGAAGAUGGAGUCAUUUCUUCAGUGGUCUCCUUUGCUUCAGCCCCCUCCACACCAUCCACUACCUCAGGAGCCCUUCAUCUCAGCAGUUACAGUGUGGUCAAUCUCCCAGGAAGUGAAACCACCAUGGGUCUUCCUCCUCUAAUGCUGCCACCAUCCUCAACAUCAUCCACUCACGGCUCUGCUCCUUUGGGCAAUGUGGUCAGUGACUCUUCCCAGCACUCGAGCCAGACCCUGCUCUACACCCAGACUGUGAAACAGGAGCCUUUGGAUGUGUCUGGAAGCUACACUUAUCCUUCUGAAAUACCCUUGGACCAAGGCAGCAACUUGGGCUAUACAGCCUCCCUUUUCCUUUCGUCUUCCUCCACUGGUGGUUCUCUUCAUCCCACCGUAACAGCCACAGUCGCCUCUGCCCUCUCCAGCACUGAGGUACAUCACGCUCUGAGUCAAGCUGGACGUGGCCUCCAAGAGGACAGUGUAGCCCUGUCUUCAGACUACAGGUCUCAAGAUGUCCAGCUGCCCAACAGCCUGCAGGUUGCUUCAAGGGCAGGAGAAGGCCCAGUCAGGGUUGUUUGUGGGGAUCUGGACAUGGAAGGGAAAGAACUGGCCAAGCUGCAGACUGUACAGAUGGACGAUGAUGGAAGUGACCUCUGAUGAUGUCAUUAGCAAUUAAGAGCAGCAUUUCACUCAUGCUGGACCGGAUUUGUCGCACCGCAUUGUGCUCUUACGGACUCUGUAAGCACAAAUCAUUCUCAAAAAAACCCUAACGAUUGAUAUAAAAUGCGAACAGUGCCUUCAUGUCCUCAGAUAUCCCAACUUGCACUAAGAGGACUGCUGAAUGUACCAGGCAAUGCACUGACCUUUUGAAGAUUAUUUGGCUGCAGUGUCUUUACUCACACCUAAAAAAAAUCUAAGAAAAGACCCAUUAAAAAGCACAAAAUAAAUGUGCUCUGAAUAAAAAAAAAAAAAAAAAACUGCAGCUUUAUAGUGAUUGUUUUCAUUUAACAAGAUUUUACUGAAGCACAGAUUUUUUUGUUGUUGUUUAUGGACUUUUUUUUUAUUUAAAUUCUUUGAGUGUGACGAUGCAAAUGUGAUAAAGGUUAUUUUGUUAUGUUUGACUUGAGGAAUUUUAUGUUACAGAAUUUAUGAUUCAAACACAUACACCUCUUUCUAUGCAUCCCAGUGUGGACUUUGUUUUUUUUUUUAAAGUAUAUAAUCUUGACCAUUAACUGGUCACAUGUGCCUUCCUCAUAAGCUGUCAAUAUACUAGGAAGCUAGGCUAGACAACAAGACAUUUGUUUGGUAGAAUAUUUCAGAAAUAACCGAAGUAUGAGUGUUUGUUUUUCUUGAUUUGUCUGCCGACUGUUUUAAAAUGAUUUGGGCAUAUUUUGUCAUUUACUUUACUUUAAUGCCCGUCUCUGAAUUCUGUGAUCCUUGCAGGACAAGAUGAAUAUUUUUAAGAUGCGGUCACAUUUACUGUUCAGCGAAUUUUUAUGGGCAAAAUGCAGUAAUUUCAAUUGGAAUCCACAAUUGGAAUUUUGCAUGAGGGUGAAAGGUUUCCCCGCACAAAAUUCACAACAGGUUCAAAUUAGUCACGCAAAUUCGCUACAUUGACCAACAGAAAGCUGCUUUGUUUGAUAGAGACUUCAGUACUUCAUACAUCGCUACAAUAUUGAAAAUAGACAAAUGUCCCUUUCUGUCUCAGAAAUUUGCUAAGAUUUCACUAAUGUGACCACACCUUUACACCAAACUUGAGCUCUGUACAUACUUCAAGAACCAUGAGAAAACCUAAAACGUCAGUCCUGCUUGAAAAACCUAUUUUUUCCUAAACCCUUGCACCCUAUUAAAUAUUUAUAUUUGUACAUAUAUAAUGAAUGA